Molecule: messenger RNA, 240 nt
Organism: Talaromyces rugulosus
Lineage: Eukaryota; Fungi; Ascomycota; Eurotiomycetes; Eurotiales; Trichocomaceae
Exons: 2
Coding region: 1-240 (79 amino acids)
Biological process (GO): copper ion transport
Cellular component (GO): cytosol
Molecular function (GO): metal ion binding; copper chaperone activity
Source: RefSeq, a predicted model, not a curated record
AUGGCUGAACAUCAAUACAAGUUUAAUGUCUCCAUGAGCUGCGGAGGAUGCUCUGGUGCCGUGGAGCGAGUGCUGAAGAAGCUGGAUGGCGUCAAAUCAUUCGAUGUCAGCUUAGACUCGCAGACCGCCACUGUUGUCACCGAAAACUCGCUCCCUUACGACACCGUUCUGGCCACCAUCAAGAAGACCGGUAAGGCCGUGAACAGCGGAGAGGCAGAUGGGGCCCCUCAAGAGGUGUAG